Rattus rattus (black rat) is the source of this 2404-nucleotide messenger RNA. It is a transcript of the gene Snx4, whose product is annotated as sorting nexin 4. NCBI's taxonomy places the organism in Eukaryota, Metazoa, Chordata, Mammalia, Rodentia, Muridae. The record is from RefSeq and is a predicted model, not a curated record. Gene Ontology annotation, molecular function: phosphatidylinositol binding. Gene Ontology annotation, biological process: protein transport. The transcript is spliced from 14 exons. The coding region runs from base 37 to 1389 and encodes 450 amino acids.
GCAGGCGCACUGGACUCGCGCUGCCAAACUGCAGCUAUGGAGCAGGCACCUCCGGAUCCUGAGAAGCUGUUGCAGCCUGCACCCCUGGAGCCGCUGGGCGGCCCUGGCGCUGUGCUGGAAGCUGCGGUCGGUGAGGAGACCGAGGGCACCCGAGAAGACGGCUCAGGGGCCGACACGAUGACAGGAAAUAAUUUUUGGUUGAAGAAAAUAGAAAUCAGUGUUUCAGAAGCCGAGAAGAGAACUGGAAGAAAUGCCGUGAACAUGCAAGAAACGUACACUGCUUACCUCAUUGAAACUCGCUCAGUUGAACAUGCCGACGGUCAGAGCGUCCUCACAGACUCGCUGUGGCGGCGGUACAGUGAGUUCGAGCUGUUGAGAAACUACCUUUUAGUGUACUACCCACAUGUCGUCGUGCCACCCCUCCCAGAAAAGCGGGCAGAGUUCGUGUGGCAUAAACUGUCUGCUGACAACAUGGAUCCAGACUUUGUGGAGAGACGACGGAUAGGCUUAGAAAACUUCCUCUUGAGGGUCGCUUCACAUCCGGUCCUCUGUAGAGACAAAAUCUUCUAUUUGUUUCUAACACAGGAAGGUAACUGGAAGGAGACUGUGAAUGAGACUGGAUUUCAGCUGAAGGCAGACUCCAGGUUAAAAGCGCUUAAUGCAACAUUCAGAGUGAAAAACCCAGACAAGAGAUUCACGGAGCUGAGGCACUACAGUGAUGAGCUGCAGUCCGUCAUCUCACACCUCCUUCGCGUCAGAGCCAGAGUAGCAGAUCGACUGUAUGGUGUAUAUAAAGUACAUGGGAAUUAUGGGAGAGUUUUUAGUGAAUGGAGUGCCAUUGAAAAAGAAAUGGGCGACGGCCUGCAGAGUGCCGGGCAUCACAUGGACGUGUAUGCGUCUUCUAUUGACGAUAUCUUGGAAGACGAGGAGCACUAUGCAGACCAGCUGAAGGAGUACUUGUUCUAUGCGGAAGCACUUCGGGCUGUGUGCAGGAAGCAUGAGCUGAUGCAGUAUGACCUGGAGACAGCUGCUCAGGACCUGGCCUCCAAGAAGCAGCAGUGCGAGGAGCUGGCCACUGGGACUGUGAGAACAUUCUCGUUGAAGGGAAUGACUACCAAACUCUUUGGUCAGGAAACUCCAGAGCAAAGAGAAGCCCGGAUCAAGGUGCUAGAGGAGCAGAUAAAUGAAGGGGAACAACAGCUGAAGUCUAAAAACCUGGAAGGCAGAGAAUUUGUGAAAAAUGCAUGGGCUGAUAUUGAACGCUUCAAAGAACAAAAGAACCGGGAUCUAAAGGAAGCCCUCAUCAGCUAUGCUGUCAUGCAGAUCAGCAUGUGCAAAAAGGGAAUUCAGGUUUGGACCAAUGCUAAGGAAUGCUUCAGCAAGAUGUAAUUCUGUGAAGUGACUUCUCUUCAGUCAAAGCGCCCCAAAUGAAGCACAAGUAAAAGAAACUCAGUUGCUGCCUGAUACAUAAAAGCCUACGGAGCAGAGCGGCGUUGUUAAGCAUGGUGUGUUCCUAGAGCACCAAAGGGUACGGCUUAAUGAAGAGUAAAUGCUGCCAUUUGACGUUCUGGGGACUGGUGCUGAUUCCAAAAGGUUAGUAAGAUACACCGACAGUCCGGCGUCUGAAGCAGUGCCUGCAUGUCAGGAUGUGAGUGAUUUCCUGUGCUCCUCUCAGUGCCGACUGCCGGAUCUCCUCCUGGAGAGGUCUCCCCAAGACGAGGUCCCGUGUGGCCUUUGUAGGACCCACUUCUGCCUUAGAGUUGAGCUGUGGUUUGCAGAGCUCAGCAGAACCUUAUCGUGAAGUCUAAGGUUUUCCUCCCUGUUCUAGAUCCUGUACCAACUGUGGACACUAGAAAAUGCCUUCAGUCUGUGUUCCACCAAGAUUUUGAUACUGGUCAGAAAUUUUAUACUGCCGACAAAUAAGUCUCAGCUUCUCAGAUUUGCAGCGGAAUAAAUUCAUUAUUAUAAUCUAGAAAUUGCUAUACAGAAAGAUUUAAUUGAGCAUUAUUAUUCUCAAGUAAUUGUUAACUUCAGUAGCAGCCUCUGUUCCCUGCCUGGCCCUGUGCACAUGGUAUUUCAGGGUAGAUGUAGCUUCCGUGUGAGAUUCAGUGAACACACGUGGGCCAGUACCUUCCCCACUGAUGUGCUUUCCUGUUGCCUGGCUGUGGGUUUUGUAAAGAUAAAUUAUGUUGUUGUGUUUUAAUGUGUGUUUCAUGUACAUGUCCAGAAACCAAGCCUUGCUCUGCUAGCUUCAGAAUCCUAACUGUGCACUCAUUCUUUCUAAUGUUUCAAACUAUACUCAGUACCGUUUGACAUUUGACUUUUUUACAUGUUUAAAAUGUUGCUGGAUUUUUGUGCUGUUUGCCAAACUUAUAUAAUAAAGGAAGUGUUGUCUUUAUUUCCA